AUGGUCUAUCCCUUCGUUCUUUUCGUUCUCCCACUCAUCAAGGGUACACUGGCUGCUGUGGAAUAUCCACCGUUGCCGAAGGACUUGACAACUCCUUACCAGCAACGGCUGGCAAUAAACGGACCCAAUGCCGUCUCGGUGGGAUGGAAUACCUACGGCACACUUAGCCAGAGCUGUGUAAAGUAUGGUAUUUCUGCCGACAAUCUCAGCACUCAGGCCUGCUCGACUUCCUCCUCAACAUACGACAGCUCUCGGACAUAUUCUCACACCGUCGUCUUGACCGAAUUGAAGCCGGCGACUAUCUACUACUACAAGAUCGUAUCGACUAACUCCAGUGUGGUGGAUUUCCUAAGCCCUCGAUCUCCGGGAGAUCAAACCCCAUUCAACUUCGACGUGGUUAUAGACCUGGGUGUCUAUGGGCGAGAUGGAUUUACUGUUUCUGAUUCCACGAAGAGGGAUAUAGCCGUCGACCCGGAGCUGAACCACACGACGAUUAGUCGUCUAGCAACCACAGAGAAUGACUAUGAAUUUAUAAUCCAUCCGGGAGACUUUGCAUAUUCAGAUGACUGGUUUUUAAGACCCCACAACAUUCUGCAUGGUAAGGAUGCCUAUCAGUCCAUUCUAGAGCAGUUCUAUAACCAGCUUGCUCCUAUUUCGAGCCGCUUCCCGUACAUGGCAAGCCCAGGCAACCACGAAGCUGCCUGUGGUGAGGUUCCCUUCAUAACAGGGCUGUGUCCAGACGGACAGCGCAACUUCACCGAUUUCAUGCAUCGUUUCGCCGAUAUGAUGCCAACGGCAUUUCCCUCUAACUCGGCCGACAAGGAAGCACAGAUGCAGGCUGAGAAGGCCCGUAGUCUGGCCAAACCACCGUUCUGGUACUCAUUCGAGUAUGGUAUGGUGCACAUUGCAAUGAUCGAUACCGAGACAGACUUCCCGGAGGCGCCAGAUGGGCAGCAUGGGUCGGCUGGUCUAAACGGCGGCCCAUUUGGCUCGCCCAACCAACAGCUGGAUUUCCUCGAGGCCGAUCUCGCGAGCGUCAACCGCACGUUGACUCCCUGGGUGAUUGUGGCCGGACACCGUCCCUGGUACACCACCGGAUCAGGCCCUUGCAAACCAUGCCGGGAGGCGUUUGAGCAUAUCUUCUACCGGUAUGGGGUAGAUCUCGGCAUCUUCGGCCACGUACAUAAUUCACAGCGUUUCCUCCCCGUCGUUAACGACACCGCGGAUCCGAAAGGCAUGAAGGACCCGAAGUCACCUAUGUAUAUUAUUGCGGGAGGUGCUGGCAACAUCGAGGGCCUUUCCCGCGUGGGAAGCAAGCCUUCGUUUACCGAGUUUGCCUAUGACGACGAUUUCAGCUACGCGACGAUCAAGAUUUUGGAUAGGAAUAACCUACAGGUCGACUUUAUACGAUCCUCUACCGGGGAUGUUCUUGACUCAAGCACCUUGUAUAAGAGCCACGAUACCUCGUUCGUGGUGCAGUGA
Molecule: messenger RNA, 1482 nt
Organism: Aspergillus tanneri
Lineage: Eukaryota; Fungi; Ascomycota; Eurotiomycetes; Eurotiales; Aspergillaceae
Product: purple acid phosphatase family protein
Exons: 2
Coding region: 1-1482 (493 amino acids)
Molecular function (GO): metal ion binding; acid phosphatase activity
Source: RefSeq, a predicted model, not a curated record